Sphenostylis stenocarpa is the source of this 225-nucleotide messenger RNA. The record is from the annotation of a GenBank genome assembly. NCBI's taxonomy places the organism in Eukaryota, Viridiplantae, Streptophyta, Magnoliopsida, Fabales, Fabaceae.
GAUGAGGAGAAAGGAAUCAAUAGAAAAACUGCGAUGAGCUGGGCGGAGAAUUUGAAUGCGAGAGGACCUAUAAAAGUCCCAUAUCGAAACCAUGUUGUCAUUGAGUCGCCACAUUCUAAAUCCCUUAAAUUGGAGUCGCUUCCAUUUGUUGACCUUCACAACGAUAACAAGAACAACCGCCUUCUUCAAAUCUCCUUCUCCUCUUACAUCUUCUUCAAUCGCUGA